Molecule: messenger RNA, 1138 nt
Organism: Pocillopora verrucosa
Lineage: Eukaryota; Metazoa; Cnidaria; Anthozoa; Scleractinia; Pocilloporidae
Product: enoyl-CoA hydratase EchA19
Molecular function (GO): catalytic activity
Source: RefSeq, a predicted model, not a curated record
GAAAAUGACACUCACGCUUCUUCUUCGACAGCGCGCACUUAAAAUUCCUUCUCUGAUAGCUGCAGCCAGAAGGUUUAACAGCAGUCUUGUCGAGACUAAACAAGAUGGAGAGAUCUUCCUUGUAUCGAUUGCACGACCCGAGAAGCGCAACGCGGUUGAUGCAGAGACCGCGAAAGAGCUCGCAGACGCGUUUAGACAUUUCGAGAUCGACGAUGAAAGUUCAGUGGCUGUGUUGUAUGGGAAAGGAGAUACGUUUUGUGCAGGAUAUGAUCUAGAAUAUCUAUCUACCAGGGGUCCUGAUGAGUUCCUGAGAUGGCUCACCCCCCCUGGAGAAGGAGACGGUCCCAUGGGCCCAACUCGAUUGAAACUCACUAAACCAGUGAUUGGUGCCAUUGAGGGACAUGCAGUUGCAGGAGGAAUGGAGUUGGCACUGAUGUGUGAUCUCAGAGUUGUUGCAGAAGAUGCAGUCAUGGGAAUGUUCAACAGAAGAUUUGGUGUGCCUACAGUGGAUGGAGGUACAGUGCGGUUACCAUACAUUGUUGGUCUUUCACGUGCAUUAGACCUGAUCAUGACAGGCCGUGCUGUACAUGCAACAGAAGCUCUUAGCAUUGGCCUUGCUAACAGAGUUGUUCCCAAAGGAAAAACAGUCGAAGAAGCUCUCAAACUUGCAAAAAUGUUGGUUCGCUUUCCAAGAGAGGCACUGUGUGCAGACCGCAAAUCUGUUUUCUAUGCCACAUUCAAUGCAGAUUCCUUUUACGAUGCUCUGACAUAUGAAUACUCCAAAGGAGUGAAACUGCAAAUCAUGAAGGAUUCCAUUGAGGGAGCAAAGCAGUUUUUACAGGGGAAAGGCCGUAAGGGUUCGUUUGAUGACUACUUGGAUUAAAAUUGAUUUUACACAUUACUUUUACACAUCAAUUUAAGAACAAAGUGCUAAGUAUUGAAAAUGAAUUAAAGCUAGCUAACUUCAAAACAUCAUCAUAUUUUACCCUUUAACUCCCAGAAGUAAUUAACAUAAAAUUUCUCCCAACAAUAUCCAUACAUUAUUCAGCAAACAGGUAAUGAGAAUAUUCAAACUUAUCAGGUAGAAGCUGCUAUCUUGAUCUAGCACCAAGUUAUCAUAACUAAUUUACAAGGAAAU